AUGCCUCUGCGCCCCGGCUUCGGCACGCUCGGUCGUCCGGGCGUCUUGAGGACGAACUUCUUCGCCGUGAGGCUCCCCAAAGCUGCGGUUUUCUAUGAGUACGAGAUCGAUAUCUCGCCGAAGGCUCAGGCCAAGGGCGAUAGGCGCGGGCGCAUCCUGGAGCUUGUUGAGCGAAGCGCCGCGUUUGCGAACUUCAGACAGCAUGUCGCCCACGACCGCAGCCAGAGGCUCGUGUCCGCUCAGAAGCUACCGCAGCCGCUGAGUGUAGCCGUUCGAUACCUCGAGGAGGACAACGACAACGACCCGAACGCCCUCAACUUCACGGUCGACAUAAAGUAUCAAAAGGACAUCAACAUGUCUGAGCUCAAUGACUACAUGGAUGGUCGUCCCGAGCAUCGCAAGAUUGACACGCAGCCGUACUUAUCGGCAAUGAACCUCGUCGUGCAGAGCUACGCGUCAAAGCAUGGAGUACGCGUCGGCAGGAACAAGUAUUUCUUCCCCUCUCCCACGGAACACUACAUGCUGUCGCUCGGUGUCGAGGCCCACCGCGGCUUCUUCAUGUCCAUUCGUCCGAUGUACAAGCAGUUGAUGGUGAACAUCAACGUCUGCAUGACGGCGUUCUACACCCCUGGCAACCUUGCACAGGCUAUGAUGGCGUUCCAGCAACAGAGCCAGAACGGCAUGCCCCAGGCGUUCGCAAACCGGCUAAAGGUGGCGACGCGGCACCUCGGGUAUACGAAGAAGAGCACCAUUUUCAAGAUCAUGACAAGCCUGACAGCGAGGACUGCACGCUUCGACUGCGAGGAGUUCGGACGCAAGGUGACCGUUGAGGAGUUCUUUAAACUCAAGCACAAGAUCACGUUGCGGCAUGCGGCAGACCUCCCCGUCGUCAAUGUAAGCAACAACCCGAAGCGGCACGUUUACAUGCCCGCCGAAAUCUGCGAGAUCCUGCCCGGACAGGCCUACCGCGGGAAGCUGGACCCCGACCAAACGUCGGCGAUGAUCCGUUUCGCGUGCAACCCACCCGAGGUCAAUGGGAACGCGAUCGUAAAUGACGGCUUCCCAAGCCUCGGGCUCACUCCAGGCGCCGCACCCAGCACCCUCACCGCGUUUGGAGUCAGCGUCGACCCGAACAUGGCCGUGGUGCCUAGCCGCGUCCUCCCUACCCCCAGCAUCCGGUACCGCACCGGGAACGCGCUAGUUCCGCGCAACGCGGGGUGGAACAUCAUGAACGUGAAGCUGCAGGCAGGCGGCACGAUCGGUACCUGGGCAGUUCUGCUCGUGCAGGACGGCGGGCGGCGAGACGAGUUCCAGGGCCCGAACGACCCGCAACUUAUCGCGUUCCUCAAAACGUUCCUCGCGAAGUGCAACUCGAGCGGGAUCGCGGGCGCGGACAAGCCCCCGAAGAUCCUCUCCGUCACCCUCCCAAGCCCGCGUGACGAUCCGAAUCGCGAGCGCGCGCUCACGGCGAUCCGCGACACGCUGCGGAACAACCUGAACAGCAAGGCGAAGCCCAGUUUCGUGCUUGUGCUGCUCUCGGGCGUCGACAAGUACAUCUACCCGGGGAUCAAGAAGCUGGGGGACAUCGACAUGGGCCUGCAGACGAUCCACAUGCUCCUCGGGAAGGCGCGCGAUUCGCGGCCGAACAAGCAGGACCAGUACUUCUCGAACGUCAUCUUGAAGGUAAAUGUGAAGCUUGGGGGCAUGAACCACCUGCUGGACGACGGCUCCAUGCGGUGGCUGCGGGAGAAGAACACGAUGAUCAUGGGCAUCGACGUAACGCACCCCAGCCCGAACAGCCUCCCCGGCUCGCCCAGCAUCGCUGCAGUCGUCGCGAGUGUCGACGACAACUUCGUCCAGUUCCCCGCCAGCCUGUCUCUCCAGAAGCCGGACUGGAAUAAGGAUAGCAAGGAGAUGGUCGAGAAGUUGACGGCGAUGACCAUCGAGCGCCUUGAGGUAUACAGGAAGAAGAACACACGCUUGCCCGACCGAGUGUUCGUCUACCGCGACGGCGUCUCGGAGGGCCAGUAUCACCUCGUACUCCGAGAGGAGCUACCGAAGAUUCUGGCGGCGUUCAAACAGAUCUCCCCUAAGGCGCCGUACAAGCCGACUCUCACCAUCGCGAUCUGUGGCAAGCGCCACCACGCGAGGUUCUGGCCUACAGCGCCGGGCGAGGCGAACAUGACAAACAACGGCAACACCGUACCAGGCACAGUCGUCGACAAGGGUAUCACGGAUGUUUACAACUUCGACUUCUACCUGCAGGCGCAUACCGGUCUGCAGGGACACGUGCGGCCGACGCACUACACCGUGGUGUACGACGAGAACCGCUACAGCGCCGACGUGUUGCAGCAGGGCACGCACACCGCGAGCUACCUGUACGCGCGCGCAACGAAGGCGGUCAGUCUCGCCCCGGCCGCGUACUACGCCGACAUCGCAUGCGAACGGGGCCGCGACUACUUGAACGUGCUGCUGAACCUCACCGACAAUAGCUCCGUCGUGGGUGGAGCGAGUACUGCGGACAGGGAGGCCGAGAAGGAGCGCGUUUACGAGAGUGCGGUCAAGCUGUGGGGGCGCGGUAUCCAUCCGGACCUGAAAGAUUGCAUGUUCUAUAUCUAAAGAAACCGCUGCUUGCUUUGCUCUUGUUCUAGGACAGCUACUUUUUUCCUUGAUGUUCGUUUUGAAUGUACUAGUACUAAGACCAUUUCC
Molecule: messenger RNA, 2709 nt
Organism: Trametes versicolor FP-101664 SS1
Lineage: Eukaryota; Fungi; Basidiomycota; Agaricomycetes; Polyporales; Polyporaceae
Product: Piwi-domain-containing protein
Exons: 6
Coding region: 1-2619 (872 amino acids)
Molecular function (GO): RNA binding; protein binding
Source: RefSeq, a predicted model, not a curated record